Molecule: messenger RNA, 4634 nt
Organism: Gadus morhua (Atlantic cod)
Lineage: Eukaryota; Metazoa; Chordata; Actinopteri; Gadiformes; Gadidae
Gene: rabgef1
Product: RAB guanine nucleotide exchange factor (GEF) 1
Exons: 11
Coding region: 232-1905 (557 amino acids)
Biological process (GO): vesicle-mediated transport
Cellular component (GO): endocytic vesicle; cytosol
Molecular function (GO): DNA binding; small GTPase binding; guanyl-nucleotide exchange factor activity
Source: RefSeq, a predicted model, not a curated record
AUAUAUAAAGCGACUUAUAAUGGAUGGAGAGCAAUAGCAAAAUAACCAAAUACGAACAUAAUUCAUUAUUACGUGUCGACGUUCAUGCAAAGGCGGACAUUUCACCGUGAUCCUGAACGCAGCAUUACCAUAACCGGAAGAGGCGUUGAUUGUUGACGUUUUGCAUUAGCCUAGCAUUGCUAGCAUUGUUGUCCUUCACAGCGUUCUGCCAGGGCGACGAGUCGGCCUAAAAUGAGCCAGAAGCCGGAGCGCCGCGGGAUCCACGUGGACCAGUCGGAGCUGCUCUGCAAGAAGGGAUGUGGUUACUAUGGCAACGCAGCCUGGCAGGGCCUGUGCUCCAAGUGCUGGCGGGAGGAGUACCAGCGAGCCAAGGAGAGACAGAUCCAGGAGGACUGGGCCUUCGCAGAGAAGCUGCAGCGCGAAGAGGAGGUGGCCUACGCCAGCAGCCAGGGGCCCUCCAGCCAGCCCGGGCCCCAGCCCCAGGCCCAGGCCACCCCGCCCCAUGCCGCCCUGACCCCCUUCUCCAAGUUUGAGGAGAAGAAGACCAACGAGAAGAUGCGUAAAGUCACCACGGUGAAGAAGUUCUUCAGCCCCUCCACGCGCAUAGCCCCCAAGAAAGGGCUUGUUGAGAGGGAGGACAGGACCCUCAGGGCUUGGAGAGGGAUCUUCUCCCCCUCGUGGGAGAUGGGUUCUCCUACCGAAGCGCUGGUGGCUAGGCUGAGAGAGGGCCACGAGGGGAAGACCUCCAGCCCGUCCAUCAGCCGGCAGGCCAGCUUGGAGACGGACCGCGUCUCCAAGGACUUCAUGGAGUUCCUGAAGACCAUGCAGCGACCAGGCCGGGAGAUCCAUAAGCAGUGUCGGGCCUUCAUCGAAAGCAUGGCCAACAAGAAGCAGGACCUUGGUGCAGAUGAAUUGUCAGAGUGCGUCCAAGACUUCUACCAGAACUUGUCGGAUCGUCUGAUGAGCCACUUCAAAGGCUCGUCUGAGUCUGUAGAGAGGGUGAUGGACCAGGUGGAGAAGUACAUCAUGACUCGUCUGUAUAAGAGUGUCUUCUGCCCGGAAACAACCGACGAUGAGAAAAAGGACCUUGCCACGCAGCACAGAAUAAGGGCAUUGCACUGGGUGACCAUUGAAAUGCUGUGUGUGUCCAUGGACGAGGAGAUCCCUGAAGUGUCGGACAAUGUUGUGAAAGCAAUAACGGACGUGAUCGAGAUGGACUCCAAGCGGGUGCCGCGGGACAAGCUGGCGUGCAUCACACAGUGCAGCAAGCACAUCUUCAGCGCCAUCAAGAUCACCAAGAAGGAGCCGGCGUCGGCCGACGACUUCCUGCCCGCGCUCAUCUACAUCGUGCUGAAGGCCAACCCGCCGCGGCUGCAGUCCAACAUCCAGUACAUCACGCGCUUCUGCAACCCCAGCCGGCUGAUGACCGGCGAGGAUGGCUACUACUUCACCAACCUGUGCUGCGCCGUGGCGUUCAUCGAGAAGCUGGACGCCCAGUCCCUCAACCUGGACACCGACGAGUUUGAGCGCUACAUGUCAGGCCAGGCCUCGCCUCGCCGGCCCACCGACGACGGCGGCUGGCCCCUGGAGGCCGGGCCCUCCCCUCAAGGCGGCGCUGCCGCCGCCGCCUCCUCCGUGGCCGUGAACCCGGCGCUGGCCCAGCUCCACCACAGCCUGGAGCAGCUGUCGGGCCUGAGCGAGCGUCAGGACCGGCUGAUGGAGGGGGCCCGCGGCCUGCAGGAGGAGCUGGUGUCCUGGGAGGAGGGCGUGCGGCGGGAGGUGCAGCACAUCCUGGAGAGGUACCCCCUGGAGGUCCGGCCCCCGCCCGCCUCCGCCAUCGACACGGAGAACGCCGAGACGGACCGGCUGCCCCCGCCGCUCACGCCCCAGGUGUUUGCUGGCUAGGGCCCUGACGAUGAGGAGGAGGAGGAGGAAGGGCGUGGGAGCGAUUCAUGAGUUGAAUUGGUACUCGAGUGGGAAUUUCAUUGCGAAGCCGGUAUCGCUUCAAGAGAUUGUUAAUAAUAAUGUUAGUGUGUUUCGUUUUACAAAUUAAUAGGAAUACUUCAUAGAGGUAACUAUUCAGUCAAUCAAAGGUUAUUUAAAGAGCGCUUGUCCUUCAGAAUGGCAAUACAAAGUGCUUCACUAGGAAAACACCACCAGGAGAAAUUAUUUAAAGGCCCAAAAUCGGAAUCACAGAGAUAAUUUAAGAGAUAGAGUUGAACAAUGACAUCAUUAUUUAAUUAUGAAUUAUUAUUUAUUUUUUAUUACCUUUUACUGUUUACUCUCCAUAGGACUUUUUUAAAAGAGGUGGAAACUCCCACUUAAAAUCUGAAAUCCCUCCGCACGGGUGUUCGAGGAAACAUUUUCUUAUUCACCUCAAACAGGUAAAGCUAAUGAUAGUAAUCAGUUUUAUCAAGGCAUAGCCAGAUUUUAUUCCUUUUUUAACAUUCGAUUUGUUCCCACUUGUUAAAGUGAUGAGUGGUAAUAAAAAAAAAGAUAAGCUAGAGCCUCAUGGGAAAAUACAGAUAUCCAAGUUUGGGUUUGGCCAUGAAUAUCGGUUCAUCCUUUGGUUUCCACAUAUAAGUGCAUUUUCUCUUCAUCUUCAUCUUGUCUACAUUGUCAUUGCUUUGUUGAUGGCUACACUUUCUUUUCAAGCCCUGCUUUGUCAUAUAAUUGUAGAUAAUGAUGGGGGGUAGUAAUGGCAUGCUAAAGCCACUGAUUCUAACCUCACACUAAUGUUGCUUGACACUCCUGACCCAAGACCUGACAUGGUUUGACCAUUAGUUGUAAGUCAGUAGGGUAUUGUAGUUCUGAAUGAGUCUCUGCAUGGAAAGCAAUGUAGUCUCAUGCUAUCAAUCAGUUGGUCCUCCCAACCAUUAAAUCAUUGUAUUCUUUUAGUUUGUUCAAUAUUUUUUCUCUUUUUGUAAUGAGAAUUUCCAAGAAGUAGCAAGAAGUCAGAACACUAUACUGGCUGACUGACAUAUGGGAAUUGUUACUCCUUUCCCAAGCAGAAAUAAACAGACUAACUAACUACAAUAGUCUAGAUAUUUGUAGUUUUAUUUGAUCACAGACACAUUUAUUGGUAGAUGUUCUUUUCUUUACCUUGACAUGUUUCGACGGAUAUACUUCCGUCUUCAUUUCAAGUCUCAAGGGUAUCUCAAGUGUAGACACAAUGAAUGCAUUACAUAUACAAUAGUCUAAACAAUGUUUUGUGCUACUGCAACUCCUGUGAAAGUCAAAAGGGAAAAUUGUAUUUGUGCAAGUAUGACAGUCAAAAUAAGAGCUGCUUCCUGUUUGAGACGCCUUGAGACACUAUGUGAAAAUGUUGUAUGGCAGAGGAAGGCCUUUAAAGCCUUUAACAUAGACCCACCCCCCAGUUUCCAUAGUCACUUUUAUCAUGGGUAAAACCAAAUGCAUUUUUUUGGGAAAAGAUAAGAAAAGUGUCUUACAUGGUCUGUUGCAUUUUUUUCAAAAUCAUAAUAUUUACAUUUUCACAAAUAUCAUUCUGUUAGACAAAGGAUUGGUGGGAAAGUAUGGGCACGGGCAAACAUUCAGUGAUAAACCAUGUGUUAGAAUUGAUUGUGUUGGAAUCCUGCUUGAAAUUCUUGAGCUGUACAUAAGUGAUCAAAAGUUGAUAGAUAAAUUAAUGCUAUUUUAGUGGUUGCACAUUUUGUAAUGUAUCAUGAUUCUGUAUUUUUGGUUGCAGUUAUUUGUUUAUAAAUGUAAACAUUUUUGAGUGGACUUCAAAUUCUCUUUGUGUAUUCGUUGUUUUAUUCAAAAUACCAAACUGAUUUGAAGUGCAUGUCUAUAAUGUGUUGGUACUGACCUCCCUGCUGUCACAAGUGUGCUGCUAUGAUUAAUAAUAAUUAUUAUUAAAUGCCAAGUUUAAAAUGCAUUCUUUCAACAGAAUUACAAACAAUGGGUUGUUGAGGCAUUUGGUCCACUGCAUUUAGUUAGUAACUGGGUGUACACUCAGUUUAUUGAUUGAUCUUGUCCAAUAAAAAAAGGUUUGAGUGUCUCAAUGCAGAUAGCCUUAUUUUUCAACUGCACCAAGGGGAUCUAAAAAUCUCUCCUUCCCUUCCUCUGUCGAACUCUGGAUUUAGCCUUUGGGCUAUUUCUUUCAAAAAUCAACCAUCAGCUUUAGUUACCUUUCUCUCUCCCCUGCAAUGGUAGCAUACACCCUUAUUUAUAUGCAUUACUCAUUUGGUCCUGUCUUGGCAUGAUGUCUAAAAAUAGGUUUGUUUACAAGUUUACAAUGCUUAUAAAUCGUCGGAAUUUGGAACACGACCUUGUAAUUUUGAGAUUAGAAUGCUCAGAAUUCUGAGAUUAAAAUUAGAAUUCUGACUUCAUUCUCAGAAUUCCAUAGUUCUGACUUUAGAAUGCCCAGAAUUCUUGCUUGAAAGUCAGAAUUCUGACUUUAAAGUCAGAACUAUGGAUUUCUGACUUUUUCUCAGAAUUCUGAUAUUAAAAUCCGAAUCUGAGUUUAGAGUCAAAAUUCUGAGAAUAGAGUUAAUAGUCAACAAUUAUUUUGUUCUUAUGGCCCUAAUCCUCUUCCGUAUAUUCUGCUUUGAAGAUGUGGAUGACGAUGUUAUAUUUUGCACGACCUGUGGAGAAUAAAGUAGUAUUGUAUUGAA